GAUUGCGCGGGGUGGGCUGGGGAUGCCGGCAUGUACGCUCUCCCUCCCGCCCUGGUGCAACUUGGAUGCCCCUCCUAGAGAGUGAGCAAAAGAGGAGGAAGCUUCGCUUUGGGCUUCGCGCUGGGAUUCCACUUCCUGGAGGAGCCCUCCCAGUGCACAGGUCUCCUGGGCUCCCUGCUUGGCCGAGGGAGAGGAGCCGCACCCGACCACGAUGAAGGACCGGCUGGAGCAGCUGAAGGCGAAGCAGGACGAAGCUGAAGGUGAAGAUGAAUUGGAAAUUGCUAUUGACAACACUGCUUUCAUGGACGAAUUCUUUUCAGAGAUUGAAGAGACUCGGCAGAAUAUUGACAAAGUUUCAAAGAAUGUAGAAGAGGCAAAAAAGCUGUACAGCAUUAUCCUGUCUGCUCCUAUCCCUGAACCAAAGACAAAGGAUGACCUGGAGCAGCUGACAGCAGAAAUCAAGAAAACGGCCAAUGCUGUUCGAAACAAACUUAAAAGUAUGGAGCAGAAUAUUGAGCAGGAUGCGGCUCGAUCAUCAGCUGAUUUGCGGAUACGGAAGUCCCAGCAUUCAGUUCUUUCCCGAAAAUUUGUGGAGGUGAUGACUAAAUACAAUGAGGCACAGGUUGACUUCCGGGAACGGAGUAAAGGGAGAAUCCAACGGCAGCUUGAGAUCACUGGAAAAAAUACAACAGAUGAAGAACUAGAGGAAAUGUUAGAGAGUGGAAAUCCAUCAAUAUUCACCUCUGGGAUCAUGGAUUCCCAGAUCUCGAAGCAAGCGCUGAGUGAAAUUGAGGGACGACAUAAAGACAUUCUGCGACUUGAGAAUAGCAUCAAGGAGCUUCAUGACAUGUUUGUGGACAUUGCCAUGCUGGUAGAAAAUCAGGGUGAAAUUGUAGAUAAUAUAGAACUCAACAUGAUGCACACCAUGGACCACAUAGAGAAAGCACGUGAGGAAACCAAGAAGGCUUUAAAAUAUAAGAGUAAGGCACGCAAGAAAACAAUAAUUAUCAUUGUGAUAAUAGUAGUCUUGCUGGGAAUUUUAGCUCUCAUUAUUGGACUUUCAGUCGGACUGAAAUAAAAGUAACCAACUGGGUUUCUGGCACUGAAUCACAUUCCCAAGCUCCUUCUAAGUCAGUAGCAAGAUUUCCCUUCUUGAACUUCAAUGCCAUGGUUUGUGCUUUCCUUCCCUACCUUGCUUGGAUGAAGUAUGAAUGGUGCUCUUGAGUGCAUUUGCACCCGGGCUUCCUGUGAGAGCCAGACUGUUCCAGUUCCAGUGCCUGAAGACCCUAAUGUACCUUCCUGCAGCCAGAAAAUCCAGAAAUCUCAUGGCAUUCCAGAGAGAAGUUCUUGUCUGAUCUGCUCCUUAUCCAUUCCUCCUUUCCUUCCUGAUUUACCUGCUGGCUUCAACUGAAGGAUUUCUUGUGGAAUGAUCAACAACACAGUGGAAAUGAACCUUAAAGGAAUUUGGGGAGCCUUAUUGCCUACCUCACUGCUGUAAUUUAACCCUUUCAAAAAUAUUGUACAGAU
Molecule: messenger RNA, 1527 nt
Organism: Protobothrops mucrosquamatus (brown spotted pit viper)
Lineage: Eukaryota; Metazoa; Chordata; Lepidosauria; Squamata; Viperidae
Gene: STX3
Product: syntaxin 3
Exons: 11
Coding region: 212-1078 (288 amino acids)
Biological process (GO): intracellular protein transport; exocytic insertion of neurotransmitter receptor to postsynaptic membrane; synaptic vesicle fusion to presynaptic active zone membrane
Cellular component (GO): postsynapse; endomembrane system; plasma membrane
Molecular function (GO): SNARE binding; SNAP receptor activity
Source: RefSeq, a predicted model, not a curated record